CAUGAAGUCAUUUGAAUUUUCGAUCUUCACUUUCGAAAUAUUAUUUGUCGAAGCUUGAAAUAAUCAUAUCAUCUUUCCCAUUGUUCUCUUAUCUAAGCUCAGCAUGGCUCUCAGCCCUUACGAACUACACCGAGAGCAGAUGAUAGAGGAGAGGAAUGCAUUUCUUCGAGAGCUAUUCCCAGACAAUGAACUGGCAGAGCUCAAGCGUGAUAUAGCGCCCAAGAAACGCACACUAGUAGCACCCAGAAGCAAGUCGGUGAGCCACAUGAGGUCGCCGGCAGCACGGGGUCCAGUGCGGCGCAGUCCACGUCUUAUGGGCAAGGACAGCAGCAUCCCUAGACAACAGUAUUCACUGAAGAAGGAAAGAAAGGUCGGCGGGGAUUCGAUAGCGAGCCGCACCCGCCGUUCGCUUGGCCCACUUUCUAACUUGGCUUUAGAGGAUGCCACAGUGGCGCUAGUCACAUCAGCGAAGGUCUACGAUCCCAUCAAUGGUACAUCAUGCCAUCAAUGCCGCCAGAAAACGCUGGACUUGAAGACUACAUGCCACGGAGACAGCUGCAUUGGUGUUCGAGGACAGUUCUGUGGACCGUGUUUGCGGAAUCGUUACGGCGAAGACAUCACAAAGGUCAUCAAGAACAAGAAAUGGUUGUGUCCACCGUGCCGAGAGAUCUGCAACUGCAGCAUUUGUCUCAACAGAAGCGGACGUCGUCCAACCGGCAUCCUGAUCCACACGGCCAGAGAUAGUGGCUUUGAGAGUGUCCAUUCGUUUCUCAAGGCCGGCUAAGCACUCUUUGCACGACCGACAAAUACCUGAAGGCUAGUUGAUUUCCAGAUGUGUACGGCCUCUUCCACUACCACCAGCUCUACAUUUACAUCAAAGCAGUUUGUUUUGCCAUCCCAUAAUACCAACUUGUGUGUCUCUUACUGUGCAUGAAAACCGCCACAAUUUCAGAGACAUACUCUCGAUUCUGACAUCGGAUUUAUUUUCUUCAUUUCUCUUUUAUUCCCAAACACCAUCACAAUCAUAAUUUCUAUUUAGUAUUUACAGUUCCAACCGAAGUCUAUCCUAGUUUUCAUUAUACUCUUCCAUUCACUCUCACACAUGCCUCUAUUCUGAACCAUUAUGAAAGGCUCUAUUUUUAUAUUUCUGAGCACAAUCUGUUUUGUCCAAUAAAAGCUAAUAUUCGCAAUCGCAACACGUGCGUGUUGUGUAAUAUAUACGUGUACAUGUAUGCCGUCCCUG
Messenger RNA from Sycon ciliatum, 1243 nucleotides. Its product is annotated as cell division cycle-associated 7-like protein. Lineage: Eukaryota; Metazoa; Porifera; Calcarea; Leucosolenida; Sycettidae. The record is from RefSeq and is a predicted model, not a curated record. The transcript is spliced from 7 exons. The coding region runs from base 104 to 784 and encodes 226 amino acids. Gene Ontology annotation, cellular component: nucleus. Gene Ontology annotation, biological process: regulation of DNA-templated transcription.